UUCUACAGUCCACAGAACAUUGUCAUGGCCCUUAUUCUCACUUCAAAGGAAGAGGUAAAACAAAUACUAAUUGGUUUUCACUUUUCUCUAUGAUGAUAUUAGGCUACUAAAUUUUAAGUUGAGUACUAAAAGCAAAGAUAUCUAAUAUAUCAUGACUUUCUCAAGAAGUAGGACAUAGAUCAAAGAGCAUGGGCAAUGGCACUGGGACUACCAAAUUAAUUGUUUCAUUUCUUAGCUUCCUUUGGCAGUCACAGGCUGCUAUUACAGUAUUACUUUUAACCAGUAAUCUCAUUUGACUAAUUCGUGUAAUGUGGGCUCUUUUGAGAGAUUUCUUGAUUAAUACUUUAUCAGUUACCGAUUUAGAGAAUUAAUGGUUGAGAUCACUGAUAAUUAUGGCCUGACAGUUUUCUCGUUAGACGGUAGACACGCUAGGAGCUCUGGACGAAUUUUUGACCGUAAGAUUGAUUAAAAGUGGUCAGGUAAUGAUUGACUGAUCUGGGAAUCUCUAAAAAACCGCCAUUCCAAAUCGAAGCACUAUAAUCAAUUAAAUAAUUGUUAAUAAAUUAGCAAUCUCCUGAACCUUCCUCUCGUCCAGAAUAAUGACACACCAGGACAACAUGACAUCAGGACUACAUGAACACCGUAGUGAACGUUACAUCUGGAUCCUCUUCAACACCAUCGUCCUCCUUUCCUCCCUGAUCGGAGACACCGUCAUCCUGUACGGGACCAUCAGACACAACGCUAUCACCCUGCACAGAGUUGUAGUGGUCCUCAUCCAGCACCUCGCAGUAUGUGAUAUAUUCCUAGCUGUCUUCAGAGUCUUCCCCACCAUUGUGUCUCUCAUCACGGACAGAUGGGUCUUUGGGACGUCUCUCUGCUACCUCAAUGACCAUGUACAUUGGUUGUGUAACCCCCUGGUGAUGGCCCUGACAUGUGCUCUCUCCAUUGCUAAGUUCCUGUCUGUAAAGUUCCCGUUCCGAGCUGACACCUGGACCAGGAAACAAGCUCACAUUGCAUGUUUCGUCCUCUGGGGAGUCUGUCUUAUCUCACCUUCUCAGCUGAUCCGUGCAGUCUACAGUAAACAAAACUCAAUGCAUUUCUGCUACAUUGACUACUCCUGCAGCUAUAACAUGUCCAUCAAUAACACUAAUGCUCCCACAUGGCUGUACUACUCUACUUCUACUUUCUUGCUUAUCUCUCCCAUUCUUAUCUCAUUCCUCCUCCUCUCCACCUGCACACUCCUACUGGCUCAAGCCUGGAAAACUGCUCGCAGAUACCGGCAACAUCUCCGCUGGCAGGGUAUUUUAACAGUCACGCUUACCACUGCUGUCUUCUUUGUCUCCUUGGGACCUUACUUCAUUGUCAAAACAACAAACGAUACUGUUGAAUACCAUAUCUCAACUCAGAGAGCCGUGGAGUUUCUUCAAAACAUCAACAUUAUGGCAAACUUUUUUGUGUAUUCUCUAACGGUGAGGAGUUUUAGGCGGUUUCUGAUGAGUAUGUGUGGGGUGGGCAGGGUCAGCAUAUCAGUUACCCGGACUGCUGAUAACCAAUAUAGUCACGUGUAUUUGUCACAAAGACAACGUUCAUUGCAGCCCAUGAACGUGUCACCAAGAAAACGGGAACGUUCAUUGCAGCCCAUGAACGUGUCACGGGGAGGUCGUCAUCCGAGUCACAUGGCUGUUUUAUCAGUGAUAAGAGCAGGACAGAGUCGGCUGCGAACACAAGACGUUCUAAAUCAAUCAUCUGUGUGAACAUCGAACGUUUGUUUGAUUUUAACAUCAUGGUAGUACUAUAUAUUUCUUAAUUUUAUCUUUUUAUAAUACACUUUAUCGGACGUUAUUUGACCGGACAUUGGGUGAACGGACAUAAAAAUUAACACUAGGGCCUCCAGCGUCCAAUUAUU
Messenger RNA from Bolinopsis microptera, 1906 nucleotides. RefSeq names its product neuropeptide FF receptor 2-like. The transcript has a single exon. Gene Ontology annotation, molecular function: G protein-coupled peptide receptor activity. The record is from RefSeq and is a predicted model, not a curated record. Gene Ontology annotation, biological process: neuropeptide signaling pathway. The coding region runs from base 600 to 1754 and encodes 384 amino acids. NCBI's taxonomy places the organism in Eukaryota, Metazoa, Ctenophora, Tentaculata, Lobata, Bolinopsidae. Gene Ontology annotation, cellular component: plasma membrane.